Messenger RNA from Soboliphyme baturini, 216 nucleotides. The record is from the annotation of a GenBank genome assembly. NCBI's taxonomy places the organism in Eukaryota, Metazoa, Nematoda, Enoplea, Dioctophymatida, Soboliphymatidae.
AUGGAUGUUCAUCUUGUGAUCGAUAUCGACCUGAACAAUCAGGUUGUAGGAAUGCUGUUGAGAGCACGCAAGCACAAAAUCAUCAUAUUUCCGGGUGAAAUGCUGUAUCAGCGGCGCGACGAUCUUGUGCCGAUUGUCAUGCUGUUACCGCUAGAAAAGAUCCGGAUGUUUUACGAGGGAACCGACGAUCCCGCAAGUUGCGUCGCUACAAAGUGA